Molecule: messenger RNA, 3008 nt
Organism: Fukomys damarensis (Damara mole-rat)
Lineage: Eukaryota; Metazoa; Chordata; Mammalia; Rodentia; Bathyergidae
Gene: Smagp
Product: small cell adhesion glycoprotein
Exons: 3
Coding region: 367-621 (84 amino acids)
Source: RefSeq, a predicted model, not a curated record
ACCUGCCUCGCAAGAGAGUUUGAUCCCUGGUACCAAAACAAAAAAAAAGGAAGAAGAAGAAGAAGACCUGUCAAAUUUUGUGACUGUUCUUGAAGCAUCUUCAACCCUCGAGCCUCCCAGCCCGCAUCCUCACUGCCAAGGGAUGAACUGGCAUCCUCCCCCACUCCCACUGGAGAUGGAACCCAGGCCCCUUCUUGACAGUGCUGGCCGAGGCCUCCACCACUGAGACAUCCUCAGCCCACAUUCUGUUUUCUUGGGCAAAUUUAAACUCCCAGAAGAGAACUACCGAAGGCUCCACGUCACCUUUUCCCUGCCCCCGGCGUGUGUGCCUGUGGAGUCUGCUAUUCCUGUUAUUACGGUGAGCUGAUGACUACCCCACUUCUGCAGGCCACUGAGGCCCUGUCCCCAGAAGCUGAAGAAGCCAGCACAGCACUCAUUGCAGUUGUUAUCACCGUGGUCUUCCUCACCCUGCUCUCGGUCGUGAUCUUGAUCUUCUUUUACCUGUACAAGAACAAAGGCAGCUACGUCACCUAUGAACCUCCAGAAGGCGAGCCCAGCGCCAUCCUCCAGAUGGAGAGUGACUCGGCCAAGGGCAGAGAGAAAGAGGAGUAUUUCAUCUAAUGAUUGCCAGGCCCCAAGGAGCAAAGUCCUGGCUCCAGUGCUAACACAGUGACUUGUUUAAUUUAUUAGCUGAAAUUAUCUGAAGUCAGUGAGUGACACUGAAGUGGGUGAAUCCAAGCUCCUUCCAGGACACAGGCCCAAAUGCCAGCAUCACUGACUCCAGGGACCAGAAGCUGCUUAUGAUGUCUGCAGGCCUUUGGAAUGGAAGUGGGGUCUGUGACUAGCUAACAAGGUGCAACUUUAUUAGGGAACAUUUGAGUAUGUGCCUUAUGGGAGAAAGAAUGAGGGUCACUGGCUACUGCUCCACUCUGCUCCCUUUGCGGUCACUCAGUUGUAGGCCCAGAAGGAAAUAUCCAUAGUUAUUCCCAGAGACUAGUUACCACAGUAAAAGGCCCAACCCAAGGGAUAGAAGACUCUGGGAUCUUAUCUCCUAACAAAUGUGCUAUAUCCCUUAGUCUGAGUCUUUCCUUCCUAUUUUCCCCAACCUCACACUUGUGCUAUUAACACAGAUUAAAACUUUUUCAUUGAUGUAGGAAUCAGAUUUUCAUGUGCAACAAGUAACUAUCCUCUUUGACUUGUCUUGCUUAAACUUUCACAUUUUGUUUUUUGUUUCGUAACGGGGAUUGAACUUGGGUCCUUGAGCUUGCAAGGCAGGCCACCGAACUGCUGAGCUAAAUCCCUGGCCCGACAUUUUGUUAAUUUAACUUUGUGUAUGUUCUCUCCCAAGUAGUUAAGAGCCUAGGGAAGCUCCAUUAUUUCUCAGAACUCUCAGCAGUUUGAGACAAAGCUGGGUCAGAAAGCUGCCCCUUGAAGAGCCUCAUUAGAAACAUCCUGGGAGAUGAGUUUGGUCAGCCUGCAUCCUAGCGAGGGCCACAAUUUCCCAGAUCCCAUAUGUGCACACACAGGGAGCCCAGAAAAGUCUGCUUCCCCCAUCAGUGUCCUCAGAAUCAAUCCAAGAAGUGCCUAGGAUUUAACUUAGUCCCAAAGGAAGGAAUAUUUAAAGGCCCAAUACUUCCAUAUAAACUGUUAGCUCCUCAGAUAGUUUACUUUGGAAUUAAGCUAGUCUUCCUUUGAGGUCUUAAUGUAUUGUCUCCAUUUUUCCAGUUCAAGCCCACCCAAGGUAAAAUCCAAGAGCUGGAGAAUUCUAGUUUUCAGUAUUUCCCACAGAACUUUGGAGAAACUUAACUGAAGGCCUCCCAGAUGUAUACAGAUUGAUAUACUAUUUCUCAAUCCAAACUUUAGAGCAAGUGAAGGGAACCAAUUGUUUCCUUAUUUCUAAGUUUAAAUUCUGAAUUCCAGAAUCUGACUUUAGGUAGUAAAGUGAAGAAAUGUGUUGCAUCUAAAGUGGAACUCAUGAAAAUAGUCGAUAUUGCCCUUGUACUCCAUUUAUUUCAAAGCCUUCAUUAAAGAAAACAGAAGAGCAGUAAUACCUGGCUGAGUUCUAGAUGGAUUAAAAACAAAGACAAAAGCAAAGAAAUCUAAAAACAAGCUAAGUAAAGAAUCCUUGGAAUGAGGUGUAAUGCAACUUCAUCACUUUAUUCAAAUCUUCAAAAUAGUCUUUAUUCUACAUUUUUAGUAUAAAAAAUCCACAAGUUAAGUGCACCACAGUGUAGAGAGAGACAUACAACGCUGAACUUCCAUAACAGUCAAUGGUACAGUCAAACAUCACAUGUACAGAACACAAAAUUUAGAUGAACUGAAAUUAUAAAAUAAAAUAUCCAAUUUCAGAAACAAAAGUCAAAAUAUUAAGGAUCCCUGAAAUAUUCUUAACCCUAAUGAGAUUCCACUGGACUCAAGUCAUUUUAUAGUGAAGCAUUCACCAGAUGACCCUAUCACCCAGUUUAGGAAUUCUUGGGAGCCAUGAGUGGCUACAUCAGACACUCUGUCAAAAAAAUGGUAACUGGUUUUUGAUCUGAAAAACUCCCCUUAAUUUGGCUCUGAAGUCAAGCUUUUGAAAUGCAUCCUCUUCCUUGUCCCUCAUAUUCUGAACAGACUCUUUUUUGCACUGAUACCCUUUGUUGUAACUAAGCUCAGUUUUUCUGGCACCAAAGCAAAUUUGGGUUAGGUUUGUGUGUGCAGAGACAACCUGUGAGGUGGGUCCAAAAGGCACCCUCUACUUUUGCCUGAGGAGAUAUAAAAGCAGGCAUAACGGGGCCUGUGCUUGGGGCACAUGGGAGUUUCAGAGGAUCCUUACAACAGACAAGUUAAAGGAUGUCAGGUGGGGAGAAGUGCAAGGAGAGAAGGAAAUGAGUCUGACUGGCUUUCUGUCCUGCACCACUGAUUCAAUGGAGACUGGAAGGAGGGAAUGGAAGACAAGGGUUGGAAACAGCAUGUGGGGCAAAGGAUGGAAAGGAAAAGGCAGACAGCUAAUGCAUUUCGUUUAACAA